AUGGCCUUCUCAUCGCCGCCCUCGGCCUUCUUGGCUCGAUUCGCCGCCCUGGCAUUCCUCGUCACAUGCGUCCUGGCAAAGACCAUCGAGCUCGACUGGAGCAUUGGAUGGGUUCUAGCCAACCCGGAUGGCGCAUUCGACAAGCCCACUAUCGGCGUCAACGGCCACUGGCCCCUGCCUCUCAUCGAGGCCGACAAGGGCGACAGGCUGCUUCUCACUGUACACAACCACCUGGGCAAUGCGAGCACCAGUCUGCACUUUCAUGGUCUGUUCCAGAACGGCACCAACCACAUGGAUGGUGCCGCCGGCAUAACCCAAUGCGCCAUCCCCCCCGGGAACUCCUUUACAUACGAUUUUGAGUUUGACCAAGUCGGCACCUACUGGUACCACGCCCACAACGAUGGCCAGUAUCCAGAAGGUCUCCGCGGUCCUCUGGUCAUCCACGACCCCGAGGGCCCUUACGAGGGGAAGUACGACGAGGAGCUUGUCAUUACCGUCUCCGACUGGUACCACCAGUCGACCCGCUCUCUCAUCAAGAAGAUGAUCAACGUUGAGAACCCCACCGGCGCCGAGCCCGUCCCCAACUCGGCCCUCAUGAACGACACCCAGGGCCUCAAAGUCAACGUCCAGCCUGGCAAGACCUACCUCGUCCGCAUGGUCAACAUUGGUGCCUUCGCCUCUCACUACGUCUGGUUCGAGGGCCACUCGCUGCGCGUCGUCGAGGUCGAUGGCGUCUGGACCCACGAGGCCGACGCCGACAUGCUCUACAUUGCUCCCGCUCAGCGUUACAGCGUCCUGUUGACGACCAAGGAGGACGCGUCCCGCAACUUUGCCAUCGUCGCCGCCAUGGAUGAGGACCUCUUUGACAUAAUCCCUGACGGUCUGAACGCCAACGUCACCGGCUGGCUCGUCUACGACGACCAGAAGUCCCUCCCGGAGCCUGCUGCCGUCGGCGACUUUGACCCCCUCGACGACUUUGGCCUGGUUCCCUUUGACGAGAUGGACCUCUUCGAUAAGGUCGACUACUCCUUCAGCCUCAACGUCAAGAUGGACAACCUCGCCGACGGAGCAAACUACGCCUUCUUCAACGACAAGACCUACGUCCUGCCCAAGGUCCCCUCGCUCUACACCGCCUUGACCGUCGGCGCCGAGCAUGCCGCCGACCCCCGCGUCUACGGCGCCCACUCCAUCCCGUACGUCUUGAGGCACAACGACGUCGUCGAAAUCGUCCUCAACAACGAGGACGACGGUAAGCACCCUUUCCAUCUGCACGGCCACCAGUUCCAGGUCGUCCACCGCUCCGACGAGGACGCCGGUCAUUUCGCCAACGGCACCGCCGUCGCCCUGCCGCGCCGCCCCAUGCGCCGCGACACCCUCCUCGUCGAGGGCAACGGCAACUUUGUCAUCCGCUUCAAGGCCGACAACCCCGGCGUGUGGCUCUUCCACUGCCACAUCGAGUGGCACAUGGACCAGGGCCUUAUCGCCACCAUCGUCGAGGCUCCCGAGGCCCUGCAGGGGCGCAAGAUCCCCGAGGGUCAUUUGGACGUGUGCCGUGCCGCGGGCGUUCCGACGCGGGGCAACGCCGCCGGGAACACGAAGAACGUGCUCGACCUCACGGGUGAGAACAAGCCCGUCGGUCCUCUGCCCGAUGGGUUCACCCCCAAGGGCUACGUCGCCAUGUUCUUCAGCUGCGUCGCCGCCUUCUUGGGCCUGGGCAUCAUUUCAUGGCAAGUCCCAUCGUCUCGUUGGAACAGCAGUUGGCACAACGGAGCUAACUCUUUUGACAGGUACGGAGCCAUGGACUCCGGCAAGGAGUCCAGUGUCGAAGAGAACCCUGCCCCCGAAUACACUGACAGGGACGAAUAG
This is a messenger RNA of Colletotrichum graminicola M1.001, 1866 nucleotides long. RefSeq names its product multicopper oxidase. Gene Ontology annotation, molecular function: copper ion binding; ferroxidase activity. The coding region runs from base 1 to 1866 and encodes 621 amino acids. The record is from RefSeq and is a predicted model, not a curated record. Gene Ontology annotation, biological process: reductive iron assimilation; cellular response to iron ion starvation. Lineage: Eukaryota; Fungi; Ascomycota; Sordariomycetes; Glomerellales; Glomerellaceae. Gene Ontology annotation, cellular component: high-affinity iron permease complex. The transcript is spliced from 3 exons.